This is a messenger RNA of Phytophthora nicotianae INRA-310, 1072 nucleotides long. RefSeq lists its product as hypothetical. The record is from RefSeq and is a predicted model, not a curated record. Lineage: Eukaryota; Oomycota; Peronosporomycetes; Peronosporales; Peronosporaceae. The transcript has 2 exons. Bases 1 to 594 code for a protein of 197 amino acids.
AUGGAAUCGGACAGCGACGACGAUAUCUUCGAGGAACGCCGCGUUGCGAGGGAAAUGGUUGAUGUUCACGGUUUAAGCGGCUCCAUGGGGACUUGGCGACAGCAUCCCGACUUUGACACUAUGAUAUUGCAUUACUCUGCGAUUCAGGGCCACAGUUCUCCAUCCCUAGUGUCCGGUUUGACAUCGACGUCGUCACAGACGAUGCUUGCCUACUCUUCUAUCGCUUUACUCAACGGCAACUCCGUCGUCUACAAGCCUCGUUUGGGCUACCAGAAGUUAUCCGCACCGGAUCAAGCUCCCGUGCCUGUUGUACUGGACUCGAGGGUCUGUGCAUCACGCUUUAUCGUCUCUCCUAUCCAAGUAGAUUGUUUGAGUUGUCUAGCAUCUACGGACGGUGGCCUAGUGCCCUCAGCAGUAUUUUCUACUAUGAGUUUUGUCAAGCUGUAUAUGACCAAGGUGCUAAGCUGGAUAGUAUCUGGGGAUUCGUCGAUGGGACAGUACGAGGCAUUUGCAGACCAUCAGGAGCUCGAGCUCAAAGAAGCGUCUAUAAUGGACACAAGAGGAAACACGGGCUCAAAUUACAGACCGCCGUAACUUCUGACGGCAUAAUUUGGCAUCUAGAUGGACCAGUGGAGGGAAGACGGCACGACAUAGCGUUGCUACGAAAGUCUCAAUUAGAGGAGCGCAUCAGGGCUGACGAAAGAUUUCAGGGGUAUUUUAUUUACGGUGACCAGACUUACGGACGGACAGAUGUGUUCGUUUCACCUUUUAAAGGAUCUGCAUUGACACCAGCUCAAACCAAAAUCAACCCCUCAAUGGCGGUGGUACGGACCUCGGUAGAGUGGUCGUGUGGUCAAGUGACUAACUAUUGGGCGGGUGUGGAUUUCAAGCGCAAAAUGUACUUGGGUGGGGUUCCUGCAGCAACGCUUUACAAGACAGCAGUGGUUCUUACUAAUUGUAUCACUAUUCUCCGAGGGGGAAACAACAACAGUAGAUUUUUUGGAGUGGAACCUCCUUCACUGCACGAGUAUUUUUCACUUUAACAGUUUCAAUACACAUACGGCUUAGGUUU